GACCCCGCAACCUCCUCGUCACAGACAAACGGUCCGGCAGCCACAUCGGAUCCGGAGGCGGAGGCGGCGGCUGCGGAGGCUGAGAAAGUCGUAGGAACAGCCGGACACUAUGGCGACUGGAAACGACUUGUUUAAUCCCGGGACGGAGGAGGAGGAGGGACCAGGGCUCAGUGCCAGGACGCUGCUGCCCAAGCUGCUGCCGACGGGCUCGGCGGGCCGGGAGUGGCUGGAGCAGCGCCGGGCCACCAUCCGGCCCUGGGGCUCCUUCCUGGACCAGCGGCGCUUCUCUCGGCCUCGGAACCUGGGCGAGCUGUGCCAGCGCCUGGUGCGCAACGUGGAGCACUACCAGAGCAAUUACGUCUUUGUCUUCCUGGGCCUCAUCCUGUACUGCGUGAUCACGUCCCCCAUGCUCCUGGUGGCCCUGGCAGUUUUCUUCGGAGCCUGUUACAUCCUCUACCUGCGCACCCUGCAGUCCAAGCUGGUGCUCUUCGGCCGGGAGGUGAGCCCCGCCCAUCAGUAUGCCUUGGCAGGGGCCAUCUCUUUCCCCUUCUUCUGGCUGGCUGGAGCUGGCUCGGCCGUCUUCUGGGUCUUGGGAGCCACCUUGGUGGUCAUCGGAUCCCACGCGGCCUUCCACCAGCUGGAGGCAGCCCCCGAGGGGGAGGAGCUGCAGAUGGAGCCCGUGUGACGGCCCCUCACGCAGGGCAAGGAGCACCAGCCUGCCGGCCUGGUCUGGGGGCUCCCCCCAGGGUGGCUGAUGGAGACUUGGGGAGCCUGGCAGAGGGGAAGCAUAAUUUGAGAAUAAAGUCCAGCCCUCGACAUAGGAGUGUGGCCCCCGGCCAGCACCCCUCGUUGUGUGCCCAUCACUA
Molecule: messenger RNA, 866 nt
Organism: Sarcophilus harrisii (Tasmanian devil)
Lineage: Eukaryota; Metazoa; Chordata; Mammalia; Dasyuromorphia; Dasyuridae
Gene: RABAC1
Product: Rab acceptor 1
Exons: 6
Coding region: 110-685 (191 amino acids)
Cellular component (GO): Golgi apparatus
Source: RefSeq, a predicted model, not a curated record